Rhipicephalus microplus (southern cattle tick) is the source of this 468-nucleotide messenger RNA. Its product is annotated as NPC intracellular cholesterol transporter 2 homolog a-like. Gene Ontology annotation, biological process: sterol transport. Lineage: Eukaryota; Metazoa; Arthropoda; Arachnida; Ixodida; Ixodidae. Gene Ontology annotation, molecular function: sterol binding. The record is from RefSeq and is a predicted model, not a curated record.
AUGCGGACGUCGCGGUCGGGGUUCGAUCCCAAGACCUUCAGAUCAGCUGUCGAGCAUAACCCCUGGACCACCGUCACGGGCAAGCUGAACAAAGGAACUGGAAUGGCGGGGGGUGAUGUGCUGCAGGUUCGUGUGGACCCCUGCGAAAAGCUGCCUUGCACAUUCAAGAAAGGCCGGUCGGCGAAAAUCGAGAUGGACUUUCACAGCGCAUACAACCAGUCUAGCGUGAGCGUGGGCAUCAUGGGCAAGUCUCACGGCGUCCUGCUGCCGCUGCCGUUCAACCAGAAGGACGGCUGUACAAGCUCGGGCCUCGACUGCCCUCUGCAGGCCGGUCGGAACUACACUGUCGCACGCGCAGUCAAGGUCUACCGCAUUUAUCCAAAGAUGGAGAUUCUCGCGGUGUUCCAAGUGAGCGGCAACGGAGGAGACGUAUUGGCCUGCGUCGAGUUCCCCAUACACAUCAUGUGA